Messenger RNA from Menidia menidia (Atlantic silverside), 2130 nucleotides. Lineage: Eukaryota; Metazoa; Chordata; Actinopteri; Atheriniformes; Atherinopsidae. The record is from the annotation of a GenBank genome assembly.
CUGGUCUAUAGUUUGGUCUUUAGUCUGGACUUUGGUCCGGACUUUGAUCUGGUCUUUAGUCCGGUCUUUGAUCUGGUCGUUAGUCAGACUUUGGUCCGGACUUUGGUCCAGAACCAGAACCAGGAGCGGAGCCAGACCGGGGGGGCUGCUGCUGCUUUUAAAGGAGGGAUCCGAACAGGGGUCCUCCGCGGUGAGUUCACGUACCGAGAAGAAAAGCGGGAGAAAAGCAACGCCAGCUGCCGCCGCGGUGAGUUCACGUACCGAGAAGAAAAGUGGGAGAAAAGCAACGCCAGCUGCCGAGUCUUCCGGCUUCGUUUCGACGGCCAUAAAAAAAUGUUGACCGGAUCCAAAACCACGUUCAAAGUCAGGCAAAUGCUCCCGGACAUCAAGGAGAGGAUGCUGAGCCAAAGCGGCGUCGGCGCCCGGAGUCGAGACGUGUUCGGCCUGCGCUGCCUGCCAGGUGAGUGUGUGCUCCAGAGGGCCGUCAUGGUGAGGAAGAAGCUGACGGCCCGGGAGGGGCGAGGCUGGCUGUCCGGGACUCUGUUCUGUACCCACUUCAGAGUGGCCUUUGUUCCCCAGGACAGUCCCAAACCCGACGAAAAUGCAGAUCCCAUUCUUCUGGGAGAUCACGAUGUUGCUUUGGCAUCAAUAGAAAAGGUUGUUGUCGUGGGCCCAAACCGAACCAAGCUGGUGACCCCGAACUCGUCCCUGAAGUUCACCCCGGAGGAGCUGGUGCUGUACUGCCGGGACAUGCGGGUCAUCUGCUUCCUGUUCGACCGCCUCACCCCCGACGCCCAGGUCAUAGAGAUGACAUACACCAUCGCCAAGACCUACCAGCCUCUGAAACCGGGGUCAGUUUCAUCUUUCCAGAACGCUGCUCUGGGGAGUGUGGAAAUGAAGCAGUUUCUUAGCAACCGUCGCCGAGACGCCCACAUGAACUGGUUCGAGUCGGCCUCGGACUGGGAGCAGGAGCUGGAGAGGUGUGGAGCCGCCAACUGGAGGGUCAGCUCCGUCAACGACCGCUUCGAGAUGUCCACCAGCCUGUCCAGGUUCAUCGUGGUCCCACAGAAGGUUCUGGACACGGAGCUGAAGAAAAGCUUCGCCCACUUCCAUGAAGGACGCAUCCCCCGGUGGUGCUGGCGCCAUCCCAGAGGCAGCGACCUCCUGCGCAUGUCCAGCUUCCAGAACAACAUCUACCACGAGAAGGACGACAUCAGGAACCUGGAGAUGGUCCUGUUCGGGUGCCAGUCCUCCCUGUGCGUGGUGGUGGAGCUGGGCGAGGAGCUGCCGGCGCCCGCCGACAUCCAGCUGGCCCACAGCCGCCUGCGGGGCCUCUGCCUGGGAGACAUUUCUACAUCUGUGUCGGUGCCGGAUGACAAAUGGCUGUCCACGCUGGAGAGCACCCGCUGGCUGGACCACAUCAGGUCCUGUCUGAGGAAAGCUUCGGAGGUGGCCUGCCUGCUUCGCAGCGGUCACCUGACCGUGGCGCUGCAGGAGCCGGACGACCGGGACCUGAGCUGCCUGGUGUCCAGCCUGGUGCAGGUGAUGUGUGACCCGCACUGCCGGACCCGGCACGGCUUCCAGAGCCUGGUGCAGAAGGAGUGGGUGAUGGCCGGCCACCGCUUCUGCAGCCGCCUCAACUACCACCGCGACAACGACAAGGAGGAGGCUCCGGUAUUCCUGCUCUUCCUGGACUGCGUGUGGCAGCUCUGGUUCCAGUUUCCCUCUCGCUUCCAGCUGACGGACGACUUCCUCCUGGCUUUGCACGACAGCGUCCACCUGCCGCUCUUCUCCACCUUUCUGGCAAACUGCCAGAGAGAGAGGUGUAAACGCUCCCAGAACCUGGGCCAGUCCUACACGCCGGUGAACGGGUGGAGGGACGUACUGCAUUCGGACCCUCCCUCAGACCCCUCCGACCCCCCUCUGCCCCCGGUGUGGGACUGGGACCUGCAGCACAGCAGGGACAGGCAGGACCGCUUCACUCAGCCCGUCCCUCCCACCCCGCCCCUGCAGCCGCUGCUCAACGGCAACCUGAACACCAACCCAGACAUGCUCAGGGUAAACCUCACCCCCCGCCGGCUCCGCUUUAAAGGGGACAUAUCAUGCAAAACCAAGUUUUUAAUCAUGUGA